Molecule: messenger RNA, 1593 nt
Organism: Oncorhynchus kisutch (coho salmon)
Lineage: Eukaryota; Metazoa; Chordata; Actinopteri; Salmoniformes; Salmonidae
Product: zinc finger protein 330
Exons: 11
Coding region: 122-1096 (324 amino acids)
Cellular component (GO): nucleus
Molecular function (GO): zinc ion binding
Source: RefSeq, a predicted model, not a curated record
GAAUCACAAUUCAGGCGAGAAUACUCAGUCGGACUAAAUAUCCGUUCUGUAACUUCCGUUUUCAUCUGAGCAAGCCGUGGAUUGCAACAUUCCUGGUAAAGCCAGCUACUGAAACUGAAAGAUGCCGAAAAAGAAGACUGGUGCACGCAAGAAGGCAGAGAACCGCAAGGAACGGGAGAAACAGACUCGAGCCAACAAGGGCUUUGUUGACGUUGCAAAGUCCCCUUGCAAUUCAGCAAUGGAAUGUGACAAAUGCCAGAGACGGCAGAAGAACAGAGCUUUCUGCUACUUCUGUGCAAACGUUCAGAAGCUGCCCCAGUGCGGUCAAUGUGGCAAAACCAAAUGCAUGAAGUCAUCAGACUGUGUCAUCAAGCACCCAGGGAUCCACGCUACGGGAAUGGGCAUGGUGGGGGCAGUGUGUGACUUCUGUGAGGCCUGGGUGUGCCACGGGAGAAAGUGCCUCAGUACCCACGCUUGCACAUGUCCUCUCAUGGAUGCCGACUGUAUCGAGUGUGAACGCUGUGUAUGGGACCAUGGGGGAAGGGUAUACCGUUGCUCCUUCUGCCACAACUUCCUGUGUGAGGAUGACCAGUUUGAGCACCAAGCCAGUUGCCAAGUCCUGGAGGCGGAGACUUACAAAUGUGCUUCCUGCAACAGAUUAGGACAACACUCCUGCCUGCGUUGCAAGGCCUGUUUCUGUGACGACCAUGUGAAGAGUAAGGUGUUCAAACAGGACAAGGGUAAAAAUCCUCCCUGCCCCAAGUGUGGUCAUGAGACCCAGGAGACUAAGGACCUCAGCAUGUCCACCCGUACGACAAAGUUUGGCCGACAGAGUGGUGCUGACGAGGAUAGCUACGGCUAUGGAGGUUAUGGAGCCUCCGGCUACGACUCCUACUGGAAGAACGUGUCAUCGUCCGGAGGAGGGGAGGGAGACCAGGAGGACGAUGGCGGAGAUGACGAUGACGACGAGGAGGAGGAGGAUGAGGAGGAAGAUGAGGAGGAGGAGGAGGAGGAUGAUGAGGAGGAGAAAGAGGUAGCUGACUCUCUGGCCCGUCUUAAAAUUGAAGGGACCCCCGUGAUCGAAGCAGUUCCCUAGACGGAGGGUUUUCAAAAUGUUCCGUCAAUUCCAAAAGGGCUGGAAUCUCACCAGAGAAAUCAUCAGAGCGAGGGAAACCGCAGCCUUCUGUCUCCAUAUGUGUAGCCCAUGUAUCUGAUGCUGUCUGGACCAAAAGAGUGUGACAUGUUGUUGGCGUAGCAUUUGAUUGAUGCUAGCAAUCUUUUGGCCUCCCUUGAUAUAUAUAUUUUUUAAAUUUGCAUUUGCUGAGCUCAACGGUGGAUUGUCCUGGUGCAGCAAAAUGCCCUCCAAAGGAGGCCAGUUUGGAUUUGGCUUCAUACCAAUCAAAUCACUUUCUAAGAAAAGCUAUUUUCACAAAAACAUGUCUGUUUCUGGUCUGCUUGUGUUGAUGGCCUGCAGUAACUAGCUUACAAAAUCGUCCCUUUCUUAAGCCAUGGAUUUGGACUUGUGGUUUUGACUUAAUUCUCUGUACAGGCCAAUGAUUAUAAUCUAACAAUAAAGGAAUUAUGUGCCACUGA